Gryllus bimaculatus (two-spotted cricket) is the source of this 372-nucleotide messenger RNA. The record is from the annotation of a GenBank genome assembly. NCBI's taxonomy places the organism in Eukaryota, Metazoa, Arthropoda, Insecta, Orthoptera, Gryllidae.
AUGUUGCAUUCCGCUCCCAGCGCCAGGGCCGGCGGGGAAGUGAGUGGCGAGAGUAGGCGAGAGGGGGCGGCGAGAGGCGGCGGCGACGGUGGGGCUAGUGCUGGGCAAGCGACUGGCGCAGGUCAGGCGCGCCGCCGCUGCGUGCGCUGUGCGCUGCUGCACUAUCCUACUCGGCCUGCUCAGCCUGCUCUGCUUGGCACUGCUCUGCUUGGCCAACGCCGCGAGGAGGGGAGAAUGCACACGCCGGUCGGCACUAUGGAAUACACUUCGCCGCCGCUGGAGGAGGACAGCCCACAGUCUGCAGGGCUGUCGACCAGCCGCGAUGACCAGGAUAACUUCACGAACAGGUUAAAAACAUGUUUAAAUUGUUAA